Hypomesus transpacificus is the source of this 852-nucleotide messenger RNA. Its product is annotated as tonsoku-like protein. Lineage: Eukaryota; Metazoa; Chordata; Actinopteri; Osmeriformes; Osmeridae. The transcript is spliced from 6 exons. Bases 1 to 828 code for a protein of 275 amino acids. Gene Ontology annotation, molecular function: protein binding. The record is from RefSeq and is a predicted model, not a curated record.
AUGAGCGAACUCAGAACUGCUGGUCAACUCCAGAGGGCGCCAGUUGUCCGGCCAGGGCCUGCCCAGCCAGGGAGACGGUGUCUGGAGGAGCUGGACCUGAGUGUGAACCCCCUGGGGGAUGGUGUGUCCCAAGCCCUGGCCUGUCUGCUGUCAGCCUGUCCCCUGCUGGCUCGGCUGGCCCUGCAAGCCUGCAACCUCACUGCACGCUUCCUCCAGCAACACCGCCUCUUACUGGCUCAGGCUCUUGCAGGCAUGGGACACCUAAAGUCAGUGUGUCUAUCCCACAAUUCAUUGGGCUCCACGGGGUUUGAGCUAGUGCUGAAGACGCUGCCUCUGCACUGCCUCACACACCUCCACCUGUCUGCUGUAUGCAGUGGAGCUGUGGACCCCCCUGCUCUGGAACACCUCACUACAAUCAUGUCUCAGGAAGACUGUUCACUGAUCCACCUGAGCCUCGCAGGAAACGGACUGACAGACAGCAGUGUUGCUAUUGUUGCCAGGUGUCUUCCUGUCUGCCCCUCCCUGGUGUCACUGGACCUAUCAGGGAACCCGGCAGUGACCUCAGCGGGGCUCCACAACAUCCUUUCUGGCCUUCAAGAUGGCCGCCCACCUUUAACCCUCCUCAACCUCCAAGGCUGCCAGGUAGCUGGGCCCUGGGAUGCUGCUGAUCUGGACGCCCUGUCCUUAUUGGUCCAGGAUCUGCGUCUGUGUUCUCAGAGACUCAACAAACUGGACCUUGAGGCCUUACAACAGACCUGGGGUCAGCGGCACCCCAGAGGAUACUUCCUCUCCGUGAGCUCCAGGUGUCUGCUCUCUGCCGCCCCCUGACUGUGAGGAGGACCUUUCUAAAGC